UCUAAAGAAAAAUAACAUUUUGGUUCUCCUCUUCUUCAUCUAAUAACUGAUACCCAUAACGGUCACUGAGAAAAAUGGAACUCUCAAUACUCCCUUCCUGUAGACAAGGUCUCGUCUCCUCCUUCAAUCCAGUUUCAAGGAGAAGAACACCCAUUAAUCGAAAUUCAUCAUGGGCAACAUGUCGAUGUUCAAUCGAUGAUUCAGUGAAACUAUCUACUCUUCCUCUGCAAUCCAAUGGAAGGAGGGAUUUGAUGAGUUGUGUUCUUGCAGCAGUUGCGAGUGUAUACAUUUGCGAAGCGGCCGAGGCUGUAAGCACAAGUAGAAGAGCUCUUAGAGGAUCAAAAAUACCUGAGAGUGAAUUUACUACACUCCCAAACGGUCUCAAGUACUAUGAUUUGAAGGUUGGAGAAGGAGCGACAGCUGUGAAAGGAUCACGAGUUGCAGUCCAUUACGUAGCCAAGUGGAAAGCAAUAACUUUUAUGACUAGCAGACAAGGACUUGGAGUCGGUGGGGGAACGCCAUAUGGAUUUGAUGUUGGUAAUUCUGAGAGAGGAAACGUACUUAAAGGGUUAGAUCUUGGUACUGAAGGCAUGCGAGUUGGAGGCCAGAGAGUGGUGAUAGUUCCUCCUGAACUAGCUUAUGGAAGCAAAGGGGUCCAAGAGAUUCCUCCAAAUGCAACAAUCGAAUUGGACAUUGAAUUACUGUCUAUCAAGCAAAGCCCAUUCGGGUCUGCUGUAAAAAUUAUCGAAGGAUGAUAAUUUUUACGAGAUAUUAUCUCUGCCCUACCUGGUACUUGCUACUGGAAAAAGGGCUUUGGUUAUUGGUUAUUGGAUAAGGUUCUCGUAUUAGUCUCUACUACUAUCAGGUCCGUCAUUACGUACAUAUUGUAUCAGGACUUGAGGCACAAGAAGUUCUGUUCAUCUGUAAAUGAUCAACCAAGUUUUUUUCUUUGGUUUGAAACUGGUUGAAGUAGUAUUUUAAAUCAGCAAAAUUCAGUGAUUGAAGUAGUAUUGUAUAUCGGUAAUAUUCAGGUAUGCACCGUACAAUCUUGCGAUUUAUUCAUUGGUAAUUUCAAAUAUGACAUGA
Papaver somniferum (opium poppy) is the source of this 1086-nucleotide messenger RNA. RefSeq names its product peptidyl-prolyl cis-trans isomerase FKBP16-4, chloroplastic-like. Lineage: Eukaryota; Viridiplantae; Streptophyta; Magnoliopsida; Ranunculales; Papaveraceae. The coding region runs from base 75 to 755 and encodes 226 amino acids. The record is from RefSeq and is a predicted model, not a curated record. Gene Ontology annotation, molecular function: peptidyl-prolyl cis-trans isomerase activity. The transcript is spliced from 10 exons.